Molecule: messenger RNA, 1344 nt
Organism: Pseudomassariella vexata
Lineage: Eukaryota; Fungi; Ascomycota; Sordariomycetes; Amphisphaeriales; Pseudomassariaceae
Exons: 1
Coding region: 1-1344 (447 amino acids)
Source: RefSeq, a predicted model, not a curated record
AUGCCUCGACGAAACAUAGUGGUUCCGACGGUGUGCAUCGUCGUUCUCAUUGCCGUUUGGGGCUUUCGACUGCCGCAUUCUUCAUUCCAAUGGCUCGAUACCGGCGGCGGAUACGCCAGUCCACCGUCGAGUCUCGGCGCCCCUAUGACCGAAGACAACGUCGACCUUUCGGACCCUGAGGCCCCCUUCAUCGGCUGGCCGUUACAGCGCGUCUGCGAAGAGACGACAUACGUAGAUGGGCUUGUGUUCAUAUGCGACAACAACAGCGGCGGCUUGGGCAAUAUUCGCAAUUACAUUCAGACAUGUUUGCGCUACGCUCUCGAAGCCGGCGCAACCGGGCUGGUGGUGCCUAGGAUUCGCAGACGAUCGGACACGGACCUAGCCAACUUGUUUACCGACUACAAACCGUUCAGCUAUAUGUUUGACGAGCAACAUUUCAAGCAUGCCUUCAGGACCUACUGCCCGAAGAUCACCAUCUACGACCAACUUAGCCACAUUCCUCACGCCACCAGCGCGCCGGACGAGGAGCCCCGCAUCGACGAAAUCGUGCCCAAAGAAUUUGGCAACCGCGCAGGAUGUGAUUGGAAGGACCAGAACCGCCAUACCGACCGCUUCGGAGACCGGUUCCGCGCUUGGCUGAGCGAUCCAGCCCAUGGCCACCCCCCCGAGAAGCAGCAACCCAGACUGAUCAGAUUCAAAUGGGGUGUCCUUUGGGACUGGCAAAUAUACCGUGACGGGCCCGAGUUCGCGGCGACAUUCGGGAGCAUUCUCAAGUUCAACGAAGAACUAUUGCGCCUGGGGAAAACAGCACUCAAGAACAUGCGUAGUAUGGCGCAGAGCAAGAGCGCGGACAGAGGCGACUUCCUGGGCGUUCACUUGCGUACUGAGAAUGAUGCCAUGGGUUUCUGGCCUACGUAUGAUGUGCAAGCUGGUGGAUACCUGCAGAAGGCGCAAGAAAAGGCAUUCCCGGUAGCGUACUUGGCAACGGGCAACGCGACGGAAGCACAGAAGUUCGCCGGCCAGGCCCUCGAGAUCGCCAGGAUGCAGGUCGUCACCAAGGCGGAAUUGCUCACGGGUAGCGACCUCGAGGCAUUGAAUGCCCUCACGUGGGACCAGCAAGGUUUGGUCGACUUUGUGGUAUUGUUAGGGAGUACGUACUUCGUUGGCACGAUGCCCAGCAGUUUCUCCGUCUACACGGCUAUGAAGCGACAUCUAAAGACGGGAGGGCUGUACACGAGGCCAUACAAGACAGGGACAGUAGGCGAUGGCCUCAGUUACCUGGUCGGCAACUACAACCAGUACUGGGAGGACUGGCUGUUCAUGUGGGAUGGCAUGUGGCCUUGA